UGUUGAGGCGUGAAGCCGGACGGGGCGGAGCAGCCCUUUAUUGGCCGCCAUCUUGGAAUCGGGCACAAAGUAGCAUUUCAAGGAGGGCGUGGCUUCAUAAAUUUUCAAGGAGGAGGAGGGAGGACCGAAAGCGUGCCUGUACGCGUGCACGCGUGGGCGCGAGAGCAACUUUUUCCUCCUCGCCCCCCGCCUCGGAUCGAGACCCAGACAACUCUCCCCUCGCGCCCACCCCACAGGGAGAGACGCCGGAGAAAAGGUGAGUGAAGGAAAGGGAACGAGCGAGCGCGGGGGAUGCGCGAGCGCGUGGAAAGAUCCAACUUUCAGGAAGACCGGGGGGGGGACGGCUCUCGACCAGGAGUCCCCUUUUCUCAUAGCGGUUUUUAAUUAAUGGAAGAGACCAUUUGGGGACGUAAAAAAAGGGGGAGCGAGGAGCCUAAACCCUCGUUUCCUCUCCCCCCACUCUUAUAAUAUUUAAUAUAUUUAAAAAUAUUAAAAUAUUAAAUAUUUAAAUAUUUAAAUAGCACCACAUAAGCACCACAAUAUAAGAUAUAAUAAUUAUAAUGCAAUAAUUAUAUUUUUAUUUUAUUACAUUGUAUGUACUAAUUAAAUUAUUGCAAAGUAAGGAGGGAAGACAGACUUUCUUCCUCUUGUAAAUCCGUCGUAGCUUUUUCUGCAAGCCAAAAAUAAGCGGACCUGAUGGCCAAACUUGGCCCGCCAGCUGUUUUGGGACUACAACUCCCAUCAUCCCUAGCUAACAGGACCAGUGGUCAGGGAUGAUGGGAAUUGUAGUCCAAAAACAGCUGGAGGGCCAAGUUUGGCCAUGCCUGUUAUAUCUCCACAUAACUUUUUAUAAACCCAGGUACAACUAAACUAAAUGGUGAGCGUUUAUAAAAGGAUGCUGUGAUGACUGAGAACCAGCGUGGGCUUAUCAAAACAAGUCAUGCCAGACAAAUCUCAUUUCUUCUCCGUUUUUUUGAAAGAGUUUUUUUGAAACAGGACCUGAGCUCAGCAGCAACUCAGCUCACCACAUGUGGUCUCCAGCAGCUGGUAGGGUGGCGCUGUGGUCUAAACCACUGAGCCUCUUGGGCUUGCCAAUUGGAAGGUCGGCGGUUCAAAUCCCUGUGAUGGAGCGAGCUCCCAUUGCUCUGUCCCAGCUCCUCCCAACUUAGCAGUUCGAAAGCAUACCGGUACCAGUGUGAGUAGAUAUUUUUUCUUUUUUUGGAAAGAGUUGCAAGCUUGGUAGAUCAGGGGGAUGCUGUGUGCUGUAGUGUAUCUUGAUUUCAGUAAGGCUUUUGACAGAGUCCACCCACCCACCCUCCUUCGAUAUUAUUGUAGAGAAGUUGGUAAAUUGUGGGCUGGAUGAGGUUGCUGUCAGGUGGCUUUGUAGCUGGUUGGCAGACCAAACCCAAAGAGUACUCAUGAAUGGUUCCUUUUCAUCCUGGAAAAAAAGUGACAAAGUCGGAUGCCACAGAAUUCUGUCCUGGGCCAGUUUUCAUUCAACGUACUGUAUUCAUAAACCAGUUGGAUGAAGGAAUUGAGGGGAUGCUCUUCCAGUUUGGAGAUCGCACCAAACUGGGAGGGGUAGCUAAUGCCGCAGAAGACAGAAUCAGGACUUGGUAUUAACAGAUUGGAGAACUGGCCCAAAACCAACAAAACGAAUUUCAAUAGGGACAACUGUAAGGUUUUGCACUUAGGCAGGAAGAACUGGCUGCCCUAAGAUAAGGGACGCCUGGCUUGCCACAAUUUAAGGAAGGAUAUUGAUAAGCUGGAACAUGUGUAGAGGACAAUGACCAAGAUGAUUAAAGGUCUGGAAACCAAGACUUUUGAGAAACAGUUGAGGGAGUUGGGUAUAUUUAGCCUGCAAAAAAAAGAAAAUAAAAGAAAGGUGAGUGAGAGGGAGAUAUGAUAGGUAAAGGUAAAGGGACCCCUGAACAUGAGGUCCAGUUGUGGCCGACUCUGGGGUUGCGGCGCUCAUCUUGUUUAUUGGCCGAGGGAGCCGGCUUACAGCUUCCUAGUCAUGUGGCCAGCAUGACUAAGCCACUUCUGGCGAACCAGAGCAGCGCACAGAAACGCCAUUUACCUUCCCGCCGGAGUGGUACCUAUUUAUCUACUUGCACCUUGACGUGCUUUCGAACUGCUAGGUGGGCAGGAGCAGGGACCAAGCAACGGGAGCACACCCCGUCUCGGGGAUUCGAACCGCCAACCUUCUGAUCGGCAAGUCCUAGGUUCUGUGGUUUAACCCACAGCGAUAGCCACCUUCAAAAGGGCUUUUUCAUAGCUGUCACAGGGAAGAUGGAGCUUGUUUUCUCCUGCUCCGGAGGGUAGGACUCGAACCAGUGACAAGGAAGGAGAUUCUGACUAAACAUCAGGAGGAACUUUCUGACCAAGAGCUGUUCGACAUUGGAACAGUCUCUCUCAGGGGGUCGUGGACUCUACUUUGUUGGAGGUUUCUAAGCAGAGGUUAAAUGACCAUCAGACAUGGAUGCUUUAGUUGAGAUUCCUGCAUUGCAAGGGGUUGGACUGGAUAACCCUCAGGGUGCCUAUGAUUCUUUGAAAAGGCUUUUUUAAAAAACCCCACAAAUUAUUAGGAAAUGUUACAUGGCUGCCCAGCAAAAAAAACCCCAACCCUGUUUAUACAGUAUUUGUUUCUCCUCAGGAAAUACCUCCAUAUUCUCCUCUUAAUUCUCCUCUACCAUAUUUCUUCAUCCCUCCCCCCCUUUAUAAUUUGCCAACUUUAAAUAAACAUUUUGCCCCUUCGGCCCUACCCCACAAGUUUUAAGUAUCUUCCCUCAUAAUUGUUGCCUCUUUGGUUUAUUAUUUUAUACAUAUACUUUGAUCCAACAUAUGCAGCUCAGUUUGUUUACCUUGUGGGCUGUGCAGGAGCAACUCUCAUACGUAUAAAUGCAGGGCUGUAUGCUUUAUUAGACCUACUCAGAGUAAGCCCACUGAAACUGACGGACACGACUAACUUCUGGGUGUAAAUUUCAUGGGUUCUGUUCUGAGUAAAACUUGAUUGGUUACAACCUGUUAUCUUGAAAAUGCUUAUGACUUUUAAACAGAGAGAGAGUCUCCAACAACCCUUGUUCUGCCUCAUUAUUUUCUUCAUAAUUUUUUAUAUAUUCCCGUAUAUGGCUGGGCUGAGAGGUGGAAGCAUCUUUGGGGUUGAGGGGAAGGAGCCGAACACAAAUAUGACUCUUGGAUCCUCCUAGUUUGAGGGUAGGGGGCCAUAUUCUGUCAGAAUGAGGCAAAGCACCAUUAUGAAAACUCUGCAGGGAAGGAGGUGAUUUUACACUCCAGUUUUUCAGUCUGGCAAAUGACUCCUGCUGUGAUGCAUGAAAGAGAAACUAUCUUAUUUAUUCAAGAGAUGUAUGCCCUGACUUUGUUUGCAUUGCUCAUAGUGGCUUGCAACAAUUAAAUGCAAUAUCCCAUUAUUAUUAUUAUUAUUAUUAUUAUUCAUUUCUUAUAUUUUGCACCUCAUGUUGAGCCCAGAGUGCCUAACAACUUACUGCUAUUAUUGAGAGCAUCUGUACCCCGCUUUUCAGCCAAAAGGGCUCCCAGGGUGCCUUGCAUACAGUCAGUUAAAAUAAGACAGUUCCUGUUCUGAGGCUUUACAGUCUUAAAAAAACAACAACAUGCAAGGGAAAAGGGACAGGGAGGGGAGAGGAAAAAAUAAAACCCAGGCACUAAGCUCUUAAAAAUAUGGAAUGGAAACAGAAUGGCUAACUUCAUAUAAAAACACAGCAAUUAACAACUCUUAAAACUGCAGCAUUAAGGCAUUAAACACUGACAGCAGUCCUGAUAAAGACAGGAUAUAAUUAUAAAAGUUAACCAGGUGACAAUAAACAGAUGGAAGCAGGCUUUUUACUAUGACAUUUCCUAAUGCAAUUAAAGGGAGAGCUGCCACCCUCUCCAAAACUCUUCUUUUUAUUUGGGAGUGGGAUGAGACCUUUUCAGCAAUGGUGCAUAAGAUAAAUGUUGGUCACUUGGCUGCAGAAUCUAUGGCUCUCCAGAUUUCCAGAUGUUGGGUUUUUUUACUGCAGCUGCCAUCAUGCCUGACCAUUAGCCAUGCUGGCUUGGGGUUGAUGGGCAACUUGAGUCUAGAGAACCGUAAAUGCUCUCAGUGCUUCCUACAGUGGAAAAGCUCCCCCAACAUUUCAGUGUGAAAGAGGAGCCCCUUCAUUCUAUAAUCGGAGGAGCACAUCAUCUUAUGGUAGCUGAAAUGGGAUGGACAUCUCAUACCCUGAUUUUGUUCCUGUGGGAUGCAGGGAGAAAGUUUGUGUAUCCUGACCACCAGGCAAUGGAUGUAGGCUUUACCCUUCAUGAGAUUACAGCCGGAAAUUCCCCUGAAAUACCGUAUUUUUCGCUCUAUAGGACGCACCUUUUCCCCUCCAAAAAUUAAGGGGAAAUGUGUGUGCGUCCUAUGGAGCGAAUGCAGGCUCCUUGGCUUUAGCGAUAGCAACGCGAAGCCUCCGAAGCGCAGAGGGAGCGCACCGACCCCUCUCGCUCUCCAGGCUCCAGGGAUAGCCGCCUGAAGCCUUUGGAGCACAGCGGGAACUCGCACUGUGCUCCAAAGGCUUCGGGUUCCUUUCACUGAAGCCAGGAGAGCAAGACUCUCCUGGCUUCAGCAGAGAGGGAGAGCUGCGCAGCGCCCCUUCAGCGAAGCGGGAGGAGAAAUGGAAGGGGCUCCGUUUCUCCUGACGUUUCACUGAAGGGGCACUGAGCUGAGAGGGGGAGAAUAUUUUUUUCUUGUUCUCCCCCUCUAAAACAAGGUGCAUCCUAUGGUUGGGUGCGUUGUAUAGAGCGAAAAAUACGGUAAAUACUGGAGCUAUAUGAGAAUUAUAAUUAUAGUCCUUGGUGUUUCCUGUUUUGAGGAAACUUGGCACGAAAUCAGCACCUAAGAAAGACCACACAGUACUUUUAUUUAUAUAUAUUUAUAGUCCCAUCUUCCUGGCUGUAGUUGAAAACCUCAAAACAGCUUGCAGACGUAAAGAGAGCUUAAGAUACAAUGUAUAAUUCCCCCUCCCCUGAUUUUAAAAAAUUUAAAGCUCGAAGCAGAAGAAUAGGUUAACAAAUGCAACUUUGAUAACCAUCGCUACAUACCUGACUUGUUUCUGAAGAAGCUUGUUCUGCAACUCAGCCAACAAAUCUGAAAGUUACUUGGCCAUUGGUCUUGCAAGCUGGGGCUUGAUGAAGUAGCUGGACUCUACCUGGAGAAUUGCAUGUUAGCCAUCCCCAAACUUCAACACCAGUAAAAACAUUAGUAAAUGCAGAAACUUGGUCCACCAUGCAUUUAAAACAAUAUGAUAGUAGUUUAAAGAGGCAUGACUUCCCCCAAAGAAUUCUGGGAGCUGUAGUUUAAGGGUCCGGAGAGUUGUUACGACCUAGCACUGAGAUGGCUCAAACUCUUAAAGCACCAUUAAGAAACCUUAAGAAGAGAGUGUUUUUAAGGCCCAUUUCAAAGACUAGUCGUACCUUGGAUCCUGACCGCCUUGCGAGUCGAACGUUUUGGCGCCUGAAUGCCGCAACCUCAGAAGUGAGUGUUCCGGUUUGCAAACGUUCUUUGGAACCUGAAUGUCUUCUGUGGCUUCCGAUUGGCUGCAGGAUCUUCCUGCAGCCAAUCAAAAGCCGUGCCUUGGUUUCCAAACCUUUUGGGAGUUGAAUGGACUUUGGGAGUUGAAUGGAAUGGAUUCCAUCCGACUUUUGAGGUACCACUGUAGUAACUCUGGUGUUCAAUUUGCCGCUUUGCUUGGGAGGGAAGUGUGGUAAGUCUUGCAUACCCUCCAAGUCUGAGUGUUGGGAACAAGGGCAGCGGCAAUUGGCUUCUCUUUCCACAUCCUUCUUUCUCUUUUAUUAUACAUUUUUAUUGGUGGUUUUUUAACAUAUCAUUUCCAACAAUCAUUUAACAUAACUUCUUAUCUUAUACAAUAUUUUAGACUUCCGUCAACGACUUCUGAAGAUUUCCUGUUCUUUAUUACUUGUUCUGCAUUUUUUAAUUUCUCUAUUACUUAUAAUUAUCCUUUGAGAAUUAUUAGUUAAGGAUAAAACCUCCUUACAGAGCUUCUUGCAGUCCUACUAGCGUAAUCCGUUUAUUACAAUUGCUUUUCAAAUAGUUCAAAUAUUUACUCCAGUCUUCUAAGAAUCUCUGAUCCCGCAGAUUUCAAAUCCUUCCUGUUAAUUUAUCUAAUUCUGCAUAGUCCACUUUCCACAUCCUUCUCGCCAGCUUUCCAGCAGCAUUUUUUGAAGCCCUGCUAAAUGGAAGUUUGGUCUAUCCAGCUCAGCAAUACUAAUGAAUUAAAGCUGACCCCUCGCCCUGUUCGCUGCUUCUGUUACAAUUGCAGUCCAUGCAUUUAGAAGCAGUUUCGGUCAUGAUGCCACCACCUGAAAUUAGAUCCGCAUUUUGGGAAUGAGAAACAGGAUCUGGGUGUCUCCUCAGCCGAGGUGCUGCUCAUAUAACCCUUUCAGAGCUGGUUUCUGCUCCAGUUGUAAUGGCUCUUGGCUUUUCUUGGCACCAGUACUAUUUUUUUCUCCAGAGUGGCUGCCAGCUGGAGAGAGUCCCAGUCAAGGAGCCAGGAUCAGGCUCCCUCCUUAGCAAACUUUGAUCCGUAUCAAAAAAACCAACAACCCUAACUUUGAUCCAUACCCACAGUGAUAACUCCAGCAGGAAUGCAGUCAGGCUGCUAGAGGUUAGUUGAGGUGACGGGAGCAAGUGAGUUUCUCUGUCUGUCUCUCUCUCACUUCCACACAGCAGAGGUGAAGCUCGGGUGAUAAAGAUGACUAAAGCAGUGAAUGUGUGUCUGUGACAAAGACCUUUGUGCAGUUUGGACUCAGAAGCUGCUUACUAUCAUUCCCGCUGCUACGCAAAUCAGUCUCUUAAGCUUAAGCCAAGAAAUACUGUAGUAUUCUCUAUGAAAUUGAAUAUCAAUAUACGUAUCAAGGCUUUGAGAUUAGACCACUGAAGAAGCCCGGAAAACUAUCUUGGGAGUGUGCUACCUGCAAGCCCCAGUAAAAGGGCCCCAUCGGGGGGGGACGGGGGACAGCGGCCUCUUGAUUACUUGGACUGCCAGGGCGAAACAGGUGCAAAAUGUAGGCACCCUGUCUGCAACUUCAUUAACAUCUGUCUACAACUCCACUAGCAUCUCUCGGUAUUGUGAAUAACACCAAACUUACCUUUUGUUGGUAUCACUUUGAGAAGUCAGGUUACAGGGAACCAGGCAGAGGGCCUUCUCAGUAGUGGCACACGCCCUGUGGAACGCCCUCCCACCAGAUGUCAAAGAGAAGAACAACUACCAGACUUUAAGAAGAUAUCUGAAGGCAGCCCUGUUUAGGGAAGCUUUCAAUGUUUAACAGACUACUGUAUUUUUAUACUUCGUUGGAAGCCGCUCAGGGUGCCUGGGGAGACCCAGCCAGAUGGGCGGGUAUAAAUAAGAAAUUAUUAUUAUUAUUAUUAUUAUUAUUAUUAUUAUUAUUAUAUUUAUUUAUUUAUUUAGUAUUUAUUAUUAUAUCUUCAUGACCUUACCUAAAAAGAUAGAGAAAACAAAAGACUGAGUUAAGCAUUUGAAAAAGCUGUUGAAAUCAGACAUUGUAAGUUCAUCUCAGACUGGGCUGUUCGCAAGUUUCUGUGACUUUGCGCAAGGUUUUGUAUUUUUCUCAGAAGACUGAUAAAGAAUGUGUAAUUACGGUAUUUUGGUAAUUAUUGUGUGUAUAUUAGUUGCCAAUGCGUUGCAUAAGUCGUACUACAUCCUUCCCGCUGCAGCAUUUUGGUUAGCCACUGUGAGAACAGGAUACUGCCCUUAGAGGGCAAUCAUUCUCCAGAGCCAUCAGGCUCUUCUUAGGACUCCAGCCCUGGCACUGACUACAUCCCUGGGUAGGACAAGUGAAAACCCAGUGUAAAAUGUGCCUUGGGUCACCUCAACUGCUUUUACUGUUGGGUAUUGAUUUGGUAGGGGAUGCUGUUGGUGCUGUGGGUUAAACCAGAGAGCCUAGGACUUGCCGAUCAGAAGGUCGGCGGUUCGAAUCCCCGCGACGGGGUGAGCUCCCGUUGCUCAGUCCCUGCUCCUGCCAACCUAGCAGUUCGAAAGCACGUCAAAGUGCAAGUAGAUAAAUAGGUACCACUCCGGCGGGAAGGUAAACGGCGUUUCCGUGCGCUGCUCUGGUUCGCCAGAAGCGGCUUAGUCAUGCUGGCCACAUGACCUGGAAGCUGUACGCCGGCUCCCUCGGCCAAUAAAGCGAGAUGAGCGCCGCAACCCCAGAGUUGGCCACGACUGCACCUAAUGCUCAGGGGUCCCUUUACCUUUAUUGAUUUGGAAAUGUUCCAGGCCUUCCAAGACCUACCUGCUUCUAAAAUGAAUGCCAGUGUUCUGACUUGGGGGCAGCAGCUGGCUGUGUUCCUAAGAUGUGGGGCGAGUGGGAAAAAGAAUCCCUAGCAUCCAGCAACACGGAAGUUUUCAUCCUGUGCUAAAUCCUCUGCAGAACCAACUUGUUAGAAUUUGCAAACAUCCCCCCCCCCCCCGCUCACCUUAGAUGGCUUUUGUUGCUUGGAAGAAGGUGUGAGGGUUGAGGAGGUACUUGGCAGUAAGAACCAGUUAGUUCAGCCAGCCCAGGGCAUUGCUGGAAAGACCUUGAAUCUUUGCUGCUCUUGUUUUUUUCGAGAUUGGAGAAGGCUAAUCUGCUGCCUUGGGCUACAACUCCCAUCAGCCACAGCCGGGCCAGAGGCACCCCGUGUAAACUCCUUUGGAAGGCUUAUGCCCAGACCCAGACAGAGGGGGCGGGCCAUAUGGGCCACUUGGCCCGGGCCUCCGAUUCCAAAGGGGACUUCGGUCAGCAUAUUCACAAUCGCAGGGGAUGCACUGGGGCAGAGGCGCAAAGGCAGUGGCGGCGGUGGGCAGAGCAGCGCAGAAAGGGCGCCGGGUGCAAUGAGUUUCAAUAUAUUAAAACAAAUUAAGUCUUUCUUUCAAUCAACAAUGGCUCGAGAACACCUAGCAAUGAUAAACAUAAACCACGAUAAGGCGAAGUUGCUUGAUUUUUCCUGCGUAAUUCAAGAAUUCGCAGAAAAGAAAGCUAGGAAAGCAUUUUUAAAUGUAAAUACCGGUACUUAAAAUAAUUCUUUUCCCUAUGUAUUUUCAAAAAGCACUAUUGUAUAGCUACAUUUUCCAUUUUGUCUUUAUAUGCAGAUACAGUUCAAGCUUUGAAAUAAAAUCAUUUGUCAGCAUAACUUUUGUAAAAAUUAUGUAUAGGCUUACUUAUUUAUAAGACUUCAGUUAUCCCCAGGGUAAAAAAAAACGGGGGGACAUUAUCUACCUGGCCCGGGCCUCUGCAAGGCCCUGCUUAUGCCAUAACAAAUAAGCCAGCCCAGGGAUGUGUUAGCCCAAGGGGGCCGUUAUUCCCAUCAGGGCAACCUUCUGAGGGCCACGUGCCCGUGGUGGGUGGGGCCAGAGGUAAAAGUGGGUGGGGGAGCCAAUAUAAAUGUUUGCUGCUAGCAACAAUCGCUUUGCUCAGCCUCCACAGCUGGAGGCAGUAAGUCGUCUGCAUCCCAGUUGCUGGAAACUUUAGAGAGGGCUCUCGAACUCAAGUCCUGCUUGUGAGCUUCCUAUUGGGGCAUCUGGGUGGCCGCUGUGAGAACAGGAUGCUGGACUAGAGUAGGCCGAUUUUUGCAUGCUCACACGCCGCCACCCCUUUCAUCCAGACAAGCAAAAUGCAUUACAGUGGUACCUUGAGUUACAAACACCUCAGGUUACAAACGCCACUAACCUGGAAGAGUUACCUCGGGUUGCGAACUUUGCCCUAGGAUGAGAAUGGAAAUUGUGCGCCGGUGGCGCGGCUGCGGCAAGAGGCCCCAUUAGCAAAAGCACACCUCUAGUUAAGAAUAGUAUUUAUUUAUUUAUUUAUACAUACCCCGCCCAUCUGGCUGAGUUUCCCCAGCCACUCCGGGUGGCUUCCAGUCAAGUGUUAAAAACUAUACAGCAUUAAAUAUUAAAAACAGGGCUGCCUUCAGAUGUCUUUUAAAGAUAAGAUAGCUACUUAUUUCCUUCACAUCUGAAGGGAGGGCGUUCCACAGGGUGGGCGCCACUACCAAGAAGGCCCUCUGCCUGGUUCCCUGUAACCUCACUUCUUGCAAUGAGGGAACUGCCAGAAGGCCUUCGGACGCUCCUUCAGGUAUACAGGACCGAGGCCGUUUAGGGCUUUCAAGGUCAGCACCAACACUUUGAAUUGUGCUCAGAAACGUACUGGGAGCCAAUGCAGAUCUCUCAGGACCGGUGUUAUGUGGUCCCGGCGGUCACUCCCAGUCACCAGUCUAGCUGCUGCAUUCUGGAUUAGUUGUAGUUUCCGGGUCACCUUCAAAGGUAGCCCCACAUACAGCGCAUUGCAGUAGUCCAAGCGGGAGAUAACUGGCAAGACAGUCUGCGGACAGGUAGGGUCUCAGCCUGCGUACCAGAUGGAGCUGGUAGACAGCCGCCUGGACACAGAACUGACCUGCGCCUCCAUGGACAGCUGUGAGUCCAAAAUGACUCCCAGGCUGCGCACCUGGUCCUUCAGGGGCACAGUUACCCCAUUCAGGACCAGGAAGUCCCCCACACCCGCCCGCCCCCUGUCCCCCCAAAACAGUACUUCUGUCUUGUCAGGAUUCAACCUCAAGAACAGUUUCAGGUUAAGAACAAUCCUCCGGAACGAAUUAAGUUCAUAACUAGAGGUACAACUGUAUUGGGGUUCAAAUAAAACAUUCCAGCCCGGUCAAGAAAAAAAAGGUGUGUGGAGAAGCAAGGCCAGUGAUGGGUGUGUUCUGCAGAGAAUUUGAGGGCCAGGCGGAGAGGUGCAGGGGCCACAUUUGUUCUCUGGGAGCCUGAGGUUCCCCACCCCAAGUUAGCCUUUUGGGUGCCACAAAGUUCCUUGCCGGUUUUGUGGCUGUGUGAUUGUUUCCUUCCUUCCUUCCUCCUUCCCUCCCUCCCCUUCCUUUUUUAUUAAAAAUGCCAUAAAAUGGCUACAUACAAAUUCAAUAAAACCAAGAAUACAGCACAAAGUGAUACAUAGCUUAGCAAUUUCAGUUCCAGAGCCACAAUGUGUUGAUUAAAACCUGAGAAAAUAAAAUAGUUUUCUGACCACCUGCCUAUAUUAUAUGAAGCAGGUGCCAGGCAAAUGUCGUUUUACAUGGUCUUCAAACAGUCCGUAUAGGUUCUCCACGGACGGGUUUGUCAGGCUGGCAGGAUAACUUUCCUCUUCUCUUAAGUAUGAAAAGAAGGGAGACACUGUGCGGUUCUUACGCAUAACAAAAGUACCUUUUCGGUGGUGGUGUCUUUACUGUAAAAAGGAGGAGGGCCCCUAAUUUUGAUUCCUUUUGAGGGGGUCAGCAGGGAAUAUAUGGCUCUGCUCUCGGAACUGAAAACGUUUUGCAAAAGAGAGCACAGUGCACAACGGCUCUUCUACAAACAACAGAGCAUUCAGACCAGACAAUCAAAGGGAGCGUUUAUGCUUGACAAACAGAAGGGUGUCUCUAGAGGGCUGGAUCUCCACUGCCCAUUGGAGCAGCGGGCAGAGAACCCUGCCCCUCUGAUUGGAGGGAGGCCUGCGAUUGGCAAGCCAGGUCUGGCAUCCGCAGGUCUGGGCUGGGCUCUGGUUGGAGCAGGAGGGCGCCUUUGAAUGCACACCUUAGUUGGCUUUGUAUGUGCAGUUACUGAGAGCCCAAGCGGCAUCUCUGUUUGCAUAGCUGUAGAGCGGAGGCUCAGAGGCUGCUGUUGUUGCUGGCGGGAGUCCAUUUUGGAGAGUGGCUGUGCACUUGAUCCAAGCAAGGUCAGUGAGCCUGUGUAUCUCACUGUGUGUGCACGUGGACAGCCGCAGGAAAUAACCUGGAGCGGAGCAAAAAGCCUGUCCAGCUGGAGAAACACUCCAAGCUGCAGUGGACAAUUGCAUGGAAGGAUCACUCCACCAGGCAAGUGUUGCGAUGGGUCUUGCAGGUUUGUGCUGUUGUCCCUUCUCCCCACCCCCCUGCUUGCCCAGCCCCAAUCUCCCCCUUGGAAAUAUCCUUUAUUGUAAAUGACCUCCUGUUCCAACUCCCUUUGCUCAGAGUGGGAGCCUGGAAAAGUCUCACCUGGAAAAGGCAAGCGAUUUCUUAACCCUUCUUCCCUUGCAGAACCCCUGAAUGUUUAAUGUGUGAUUUGUGGCGGCCAUGGAAAGGGAAGAGUCUUAGUUCGGUGGUGGAGGAAAUCUUGCUUUGUGUCCCGGGUUCAGAUCCUCAGUGGCAUCUCCUGGUAGGGCUGGAAAUGUUUCGUGCCUGAAGCCCUGGAGAGCUGCUGCCAGCCAGUGUUGACAGUCCUGGGACUGAUGGGCUGAGUCAGCCUAGGGCACCUUGCUAUGAGGGUCCUGGUCUUGAGGACUGCUUGGCUGAUGCCUGUGGGGAAAACGAGGCAAAGUGGCUCUGCAAUGUAUGUUUUUAUUAGAAGUAAGGUUGUCAGCAACUAUGUCUGACUCAGAGUAGACCCACUGAACUUGGCCAUGUCCGUUAAUGUCAACGGAUCUGCGCAGCUCAUAACGUUUGUCUAGCUAACAGCUGAACAACUUUCCCUGAGGAAAGGAUUGCAUAUGGAAUUACUCAUUUAAUAACAAUUGCACCUUAUCAACCUUGCAUCUUAUCUGCUGUAAAUAUGUGCCCUGUUUUUCUUUCUUUCCGGGAUGUGUGUGAGAUAGUUAAUUGCAAUUAAACCUGUUAAUUAGGCAAGUGUUUGUGUAGCUCUUGGAUGUGAAUUCUCCUCUCAGCUGAGCAAUUACCAGGCAUUUUCAUGUCACUCGUCAGUCAAAAAAGGCUUACAAAUGUCGCUGAGAACACAAUCCCCUCCCUCACAAUCUAAGGUCACAUCCAAACCAGACAUGAUUUAAAUCCCAUUUCCCUCCUCCAAAGGAUCAUGGGAACUGCACUUUAGUUAAGGGUGCUGAGAACUGUGAGGGGUGAACUACAGUUCCCAGAAUCCUUUGAAGGAAGCAACAUGCUUUUAAAUAUAUGGGUGUGGGUGUGGCCUAUGAGACAUGACACACAAGGAAAGGGGAGUGGGAGGGAAGAGGAGGUGAAAGCAGGUCCAGGCUCUCAUUCUUCGUUACAGUCAUUGCUUUUUCUGGGUGGGUGGGGGGAUAUUCAAGGGUACGCAGUACCGGCACCUUUUUGCCUAGGCUGGAAGAAAAGCACUGGUUACUUGCCGCAGCCAGAAUGUCAAUGGUUGCAGUGAAUAAAAAAUCUGAGGGAGAGGAGCAUAAAAUUGCUGGUCUUUCUAGCCAUAUUAAUAGAGCAACCCUCUAGUUUCAACUCUCUUCCUUUGCCUGAUGGAAUGGCUGCUGAGCUGACUGCUCCUGUUGUCCCUGACCAUUGGCCGUGCUGGCUGGAGCUGAUGGGAGUUGUUGAUAAAAACGGGUGAAAAGGUAAAGGACCCCUGGACAGUUAAGUCCAGUCAAAGGUGACUAUGGGGUUGCAGCAUUCAUCUUGCUUUUCAGGCCGAAGGUGCCGGCGUUUGCAUGGCGAGUUCCCGCCUCCCACCAGUAGGAAUAAAGACACAUGACACCAUUAUUUUAGGUUAAUGGGCUAAAAUUGGCCACAACUUUAUUGGUUACAGGUAAAAAAAAUGGCUUAGCCAUUGGUCCUAUCUGACUAUCUGGCUUCAGCCUGUUUGCUUGAAGACCCGGAAGGGUUAACACCAGCAGGGGGAGCCCUGCUGAUGCACAUCAACUAGGCACUCCCCCAGGGUCGCCGCUCGGGGGCGCGCUUUAGGCCCUGGCCUCCAUAGGCUUCGGACAAGGCCACGCCCCCGGAAUCCUUUACCGGACUACCCUUCAAUAUUUGGGGAAGGUGAUGGUGCUCCUCCCCCCCAACACAUCUACAUAACAAUACCCCUACCAAUGCCUAACCGCCAAAACCAAAGGAGUUGUGACAAUUUGCUAUGAGGUAGGCGAAAAACCAAAUGGCCGGUGCCAAUUUGCCAAGUGGAAAAAAUUCCUACCAGGCCCCUUAAAGGCGACCAACCGAGGUCCAUAGCAAGGUCAGAAGGGGAACCUUAAAGGGUGGAUGGGUGGGUGGGAAAACCUCAACAGCUGAGCGGAACCAAAGAGGGAGAUCCCGGGGCUGCGUUUGCCUUAAAUGAGGCAAGCCACACACCCUGAGCCAGCCGAUGACGCGGCCCGAGGAUUCCCCUGAUCGCGCAGGGGCUGGAAGCCAGCCUCCGUGCAUGUGUUGGGGGGCAUGAAGCCCGCAACACCAUCUCCUCCCGAGGUUGGAAGGGGCUUUGUCCACAGACAGCUUUCCAGAUAAUGUGGCCAGCAUGACUAAACUGCUUCUGGCGCAACGGGACACCGUGACUGAAACCAGAGCAAACAGAAAUGCCGUUUACCUUCCUGCCGCAGUGGUACCUAUUUAUCUACUUGCAUUGGUGUGCUUUUGAACUGCUAGGUUGGCAGGAGCAGGGACAGAGCAGCUGGAGCUCACCCUGUUGCGGGGAUUCGAACCACCAACCUUCCAAUCAGAAAGCCGAAGUUGUUGAUAAGCAGCUUCCAGUGGGGGCACCUCAGGCUAGCACAAGUGGCCUCCUGUUUGCUUAACCUUUCUCCCCACUUCCUGCUUCCCAGGUCUCUCGCCAUGGUGAACGAGUCCUUUGGUGCCGGCAAUGGGGUGGCCGUCCUUGGCAACGGGGCGGCCGUCGUGAGGUCUGAUGGCAGCAGUGGCAGCGACAGCUCCAAGGAAAGUUCGCGAUGCUCCACCCCUGUCCUCGACACCGAGCGGCACGACCGCCUGUGGGAGAAGAUGCGGAGGCGGCAGGAGUCCGGGGACAAGUGGUUCUCCCUGGAGUUCUUUCCUCCGAGGACAUCCAACGGGGCCGUCAACCUGAUUUCCAGGUGAGGGGGGUGCUCCGGGGCAGGCUGUUGAAAUUCGAGCGUUGUGUAGAAGCCGCCAAUGGGAGAGGGAUGGUGGGUUGUUUAGUCGUUUAGUCGUGUCCAACUCUUCGAGACCCCCUGGACCAGAGCACGCCAGGCCCUCCUGUCUUCCACUGCCUCCCGCAGUUUGGUCAGACUCAUGUUCGUAGCUUUGAGAACACUAUCCAACCAUCUCAUCCUCUGUCGUCCCCUUCUCCUUGUGCCUCCAUCUUUCCCAACAUCAGGGUCUUUUCCAGGGAGUCUUCUCUACUCAUGAGGUGGCCAAAGUAUUGGAGCCUCAGCUUCAGGAUCUGUCCUUCCAGUGAGCACUCAGGGCUGAUUUCCUUAAGAAUGGAUAGGUUUGAUCUUCUUGCAGUCCAUGUUGAGCUUCAGACCAUAUUUUGUGCUCUCCUCUUUCACCCUCAAUAAAAGCUUCUUUAAUUCUUCCUCACUUUCUGCCAUCAAGGUUGUGUCAUCUGCAUAUCUGAGGUUGUUGAUAUUUCUUCUGCCAAUCUUAAUUCCGGCUAGGGAUUUAUCCAGCCCAGCCUUUCGCAUGAUGAAUUCUGCAUAUGGUGGGAGAUGAAUUCUGCAUAUGGUGGGAUUGUGGGAGUGCGGGGUUAUACUAUGGAACUCGCUAGAAACACCAUAACCAGACACUGGAGAGACCUGUCAGGAGUAAGCAUGGACCAGUGGUACCAAAUAGUAUGGGAAACAGCCCUACUAGAAAAAUUAACCCAUAAACUGACAUGGGGACAAACAGAAGAAGACGCCUUCACCCCGGUAUGGCUCCCCUUUAUCACAUACACAGCCCAACAAGACAAUGACAAUAAUCCACCAACAGCAUACAAAUCAAUAUGGCUAACCUGAUCCAAAACACCCACCCACCCCACUUACACACAAAAUCAAAGAUCACCACAGCCAAUCACAAACAAACAACCACACCCUAGGCCAACCCCAACCUCUCUCACCACCAAAGAAACACAAAUGAACAGCACGAGCAACGCUGACACCAAACCCUACAUACAUUAAGCAAAACAGAAACAUCGCCACCCCACCCCACCCCCACGAGAGACAUUACACAUACUUCUGUAAAACAAGAAAAUCUUUAAUAAUAAUAAUAAUAAAAAGCUUAGGUCUUUAAAAAAAACACCAAAAAACCAACAACUAUGGAACUCACUGCCACAAGAAUGUAUGGUGGCCUUGUGAGAGCUUAAGAAUCAGACCUGUUGACCCAUCUAGUGCAGCAUCCUCAUCUCAAUGGGAAGCCCAGAAACAGGACCUGAGCUCAGCAGCAACUCAGCUCACCACAUGUGGUCUCCAGCAGCUGGUAGGGUGGCGCUGUGGUCUAAACCACUGAGCCUCUUGGGCUUGCCGAUUGGAAGGUCGGCGGUUCAAAUCCCUGUGAUGGAGUGAGCUCCCAUUGCUCUGUCCCAGCUCCUCCCAACUUAGCAGUUCAAAAGCAUACCGGUUCCAGUGUGAGUAGGUAUUUUUUCUUUUUUUGGAAAGAGUUGCAAGCUUGGUAGAUCAGGGGGAUGCUGUGUGCUGUAGUGUAUCUUGAUUUCAGUAAGGCUUUUGACAAAGCCCCCCCCCCCCGAUAUUAUUGUAGAGAAGCUGGUAAAUUGUGGGCUGGAUGAGGUUAUUGCGCAGGUGACGCUGAGCCUCUUGGGCUUACGGAUCGGAAGGUUGGUGGUUUGAAUCCCCGCGACGGGGUGAGCUCCCAUUGCUCUGUCCCAGCUCCUGCCAAACUAGCAGUUUGAAAACACGCCAGUGCAAGUAGAUACCGUAUUUUUCACUCCGUAUUUUUCGCUCCAUAAGACGCACUUUUUUCCUCUUCAAAAGUAAGGGGAAAUGUCUGUGUGUCUUAUGGAGUGAAUGCGUGGUCCCUGGAGCUGAAUUGCCCAGGGGCGAAAAGCAGGUCAUGCUUUAUUUUAUUUUUUUAGAAAGAGGGAAGCGGGUGUUGAAACAAAGCCACUACUCUGCAAGCAAUGGGGGAGGGAGAGAUAAGGGAGGCUAGCGAUAAAGGAGGCUGCCUGGGAAGUAAAAGCCCAUGUAUCCUCAGGAUUUUUGCAUUGGGUCACCCCAAAUUCACCAUCAGAUCACAUAGCAUGUCCAUGGCUACAGCCUGUGAGGAGAAUCAGAACUUACAGGGUUAAACAGUUCUGUGUGACGUCUCACAUUCUGAGGCGUGGUUAUGUUCACAUACGGGAAUCUUUCUUUGUGUGUGAGUUUCCUUUUGCUUUUGGCUGAGAGACAAAAGAAUGCCUGCUCUCUCGCCGGGACUGAUUUAUGAUGUUUUCCUUCUCAUUAAAGGCUGUUAGAGAUUAGCAAGAAGCCUGCGUUCAGUCUGAUUUAUUAUCCACACACAAGGCAACAUUUUCUGCCGCUGCAGAUCUCUGCUAAGAGCUGCAAAGAGAGCUCAAGUUUUUUCUAUCGGCACAGGCGUCCAUCGGCACAGGGGAAGUGUGCCGGGCGCCAUCUUAUCUCAGCACAGCCUGCACCAAAAAAACACAUGCAUCCACUGUUUCGUGGGGCCCCAAUUGCACAAAAACGUGGUUGCAAAGCACGGAUCCACAUGGAUUCUCAGGAUUUUUGCAUUGAGCUACCCCAAACUCACCGUCAAAUCACAUAUAAUGACUGUGGCCACAGCAUGAACCACAAAAAUCAUACAUCCACUGUUUCGUUCAGAAUAUUUUUUUUUCUUGUUUUCCUCCUCUAAAAACUAGGUGUGUCCUAUUGUCAGGUGCGUCUUAUGGAGUGAAAAAUUUUGUAAAUAGGUACUGCUACUAGCUACUACUGAUACCUAGUAGAAAAGCCUCUGGCUUUCCCCCAACCUUUAAACAUUUUUUUUCGACUCGUUGUAAAUCAUUCCCCAGAAUGCUUUUCUUAUCUUGCACGUCCACCACAAACUUUUUUAUUUGUUUCUGUUCGGUGGCAAUCUGCAGGCUUGACCGCAUGGGUGCAGGCGGCCCGCUCUUCAUCGAUGUGACCUGGCACCCGGCUGGCGACCCAGGCUCCGACAAGGAAACCUCCUCCAUGAUGAUGGCAAGCACAGCACUCAACUUCUGUGGCCUGGACACCGUCCUCCACAUGACCUGCUGCAAUCAGACCAAGGAGAUGAUCACGGCACACUUGCAGAAGGCCAAGCGGCUAGGUCUCAAGAACAUCAUGGCACUGCGUGGAGGUGAGUUGCCUCACAGCCUGCUUGUAGUAAAUCGAGGAAAGAUGGUAGCUAGAUAAUGGAGCAGCUGCUGUUUCCUCAGGCCUGAGAGAGAUGGGGUUGUGGGGUCUCUCCGUUGGCUCUCUUCAACCUCUUUUCUGCUGGUCGUUCCGCAAGUGAGGAGGAAUGCCCGCAUUUUCUAUUUUUCCUCUUCCCUCCUCAUCCUUCUUCCUUUUGUGUCGCGUCUGUUUUAGACAUAACAAAGAACAAGUGCUCAAUUUGACUUUCCGCCCUCCUCCAUCCCCAUCUUUCAUCUUUGGUUCAGAUUGUAAUAAUUAUUUUAACGGAGAACGAAUUUGUCCCCCUCCUCCCAGUUCCUCUUCGUGUUGCGUCUCUCUUUAGAUUGUAAAUCUGGGAGCAGCCUUAUUGUUGGAUCUGCUUAUACUGCUCUGGGAGCCUAAUUUGCUUUAUUUGUUUUGGCUGAAGGAAGAGGUAGUGAUAACAGGACUAAAGUCAGGCCCGUCAGGAGCAGACAUUGAUUUCCAUCUGGAAUGGAAGUUUUCAAUCCACUGAGCCUCUGCUGUCUGUCAAAGGGACCAGAAAAGCAGUAGGCAGAAGUUCCUUCUUUGUUGAUCCGUAUCAGGAGUAGGCAAACUAAGGCCCGGGGGCUGGCUGCGGCCCAAUCGCCUUCUCAAUCCAGCCCGCCGAUGGUCCAGGAAUCAGUGUGUUUUUACAUGAGUAGAAUGUGUCCUUUUAUUUAAAAUGCAUCUCUGGGGUAUUGGUGGGGCAUAGGAAUUCAUUCAUUCCCCCCCCCAAAUAUAGUCCUGCCCCCCACAUGGUCUGAGGGACAGUGGACCGGCCCCCUUCUGAAAAAGUUUGCUGACCCCUGAUCCCAUAUUGAAGGAGGAGGCCUAAUUUUUAAUACACAUCCAUGUUCACUGGAUGUCUUGUCCAGGGCUUGUUUAACCAUUAAGGAAAAUAAGUACAGUGGUACCUCAGGUUAAGUACUUAAUUCGUUCUGGAGGUCCAUUCUUAACCUGAAACUGUUCUUAACCUGAAGCACCACUUUAGAUAAUUGGGCCUCCUGCUGCUGCUGUGCCGCCGGAGCACGAUUUCUGUUCUCAUCCUGAAGCAAAGUUCUUACCCCGAGGUACUAUUUCUGCGUUAGCAGAGUCUGUAACCUGAAGCGUAUGUAACCUGAGGUACCACUGUACAUGCUUAGAGCAUCAAGGGACAGGGGGCAUUACAGAAAAUUUUUGUUGUCAGAUUUACCAUGGACCAUAUGGUGCAGCUGAACCAGGUUCCACAAAAAAAGACACUCUCUCACAUACACACAAAAUGAGCUGAGCGUUCAUUUUCUCAGUUGAGGUAUAUUAAAAAUCCCAGCUGAGCAACUAUGUAAUGAGGCAGGCUGGACGCCUUAUCUCUACUAAGUACAGAAGCAGGUGUGUUACGUAAGAUUAAUUUUGAGGAUCUGAUCCAAGACUUUGCAAAAGCAGGAGAAAAUUCUUUUCAUCUAUAAAUAAAGUGGAAGUAUACAAAAAUGAACAUAAUUUUCCAUCUUACAGUAGGUUUCCUUUCAUUUCGAAAAACAAAAUUUUGUUUUAUGGUUUAUGGUUUGUAUUUUGAUUUUUUUUAAAAAAAAAUAUAUUCAAAAUUAUAACAAGACAUAUUAUCCAAAAACAUAUCAUCCUUGUUCCCCCCACCAUUUUUCCUCCCCCCUCCCAAACCCACCCCCACCCAACUUCCCUCAGUUCCAGUCUUUGGUUUCUCUGAGACCGCUGUUUUCUGCAUGUUACAAAGUUGUAUAGAUCCUCAAACUAUUUAGCUGAUUAUUAUCAAUAAAAAGUUUGUGAAUGUUCAUUCAAAACCUGCCAAGGAGUCCAGUUCACUUUGUUGCAUCUUCAGAUACUUUGUAAAGGGUUUCCAUUCAUCCUUAAAGUCACAGUUAUCCUUGUCCCGUAGCUUAUAUGUCAGUUUUGCCAGUUCUGCAUAGUCCAUCAAUUUUUCUUGCCAUGAUUCUUUAGUUGGGGUUUCUUCAGUCUUCCAUCCUUGUGCUACCAGAACUCUCGCGGCUGUUGUCGCAUAUAUGAAGAUGUUUUUCAACUUUUUGGGCAGGUCUUUCCCUACAAUCCAAUUUUGAAUUAGAUAUACCGAAUUGGCCUGAAUAUAAGCCUCUCUCUCUCUAUUUUUUUUUUUAUUUUUUUUUUUGUAAAUUCGGACCGUGGAACGUUAAAGUGUGGUUUAAAUUCGCAACCUUGCCAAAAUUGGCUUUUCCGAUAUCACUGCUGAAGCAGACAUAUGGUCAAACGGAACAAGUGUGAGUGCCUGCGGAAUUUUAAGGGAACGGCUUAUAUUUGGGUAUUCUCUCCGCCCCCCCUUUAAUUUUAAAGGUUCAGCUUAUAUUCAGGUGCAGCUUAUAUCCGGGCCAAUACGGGGUGUGUGUGUAUAAGUAUGUACAAUGGUACCUCAGGUUAAGUACUUAAUUCGUUCCGGAGGUCCGUUCUUAACCUGAAACUGUUCUUAACCUGAAGCACCACUUUAGCUAAUGGGGCCUCCUCCUGCUGCUGCGCCGCCGGAGCAUGAUUUCUGUUCUCAUCCUGAAGCAAAGUUCUUAACCCGAGGUACUAUUUCUGGGUUGGCGGAGUCUGUAACCUGAAGCGUCUGUAACCUGAAGCAUAUGUAACCCGAGGUACCACUGUGUGUGUGUGUGUGUGUGUGUGUAUGGAACACCCCCCAGAAAAAACCUUAAAAGUGCUUAGGGCUUCUAAAGGGUUUAAUCUGGCUGUGAGUCUUGUCCAGGAGAGAGAGGGAGAGGGAGAGAAAGAGAGAGAGAGAGAGAGAGAAAGGUAAAAUGAAGUAAAAGCUGGUACUGUGGGGAGUGUGUGUAUUUACAAAAGUGUUGACCGGGCACUUCCUGUCUCUCCCCACAGACCCCAUUGGGGAAGAGUGGCAAGAGGAGGUCGAGGGUUUCAACUACGCUGUUGACUUGGUGAAGCACAUCCGCUCUGAGUUUGAGGAUUACUUUGACAUCUGUGUGGCAGGUAAGAGAGAGAGAGAGAGAGACUGGCGGUGUCUGUGCACACAUGCCAGUUCUGCAAGGAUUACUAAAGGAAUGUGAGAAUCUGAGCUGGAUAGAGAUCCGCUCUGUGAACCAACUUUAACUCUGGUCUGGGUACAUAAGAAAAACCUGCCGGAUCAGUCCAAAGGCCCAGCUAGUCCUGUUCUCAGAUCGCUGUGGGGAAACGGCCAAGCAGGAUUCGAACACAAGAGCAGCAGUAUUUGCCUUUCAUGCACGUGCCACAACUUUGCACAGCUGGGUGUUGUUGUUGUUUAGUCGUGUCCGACUCUUCGUGACCCCAUGGACCAAAGAACGCCAGGCAGUCCUGUCUUCCACUGCCUCCUGCAGUUUGGUCAACCUCAUGCUGGUAGCUUCGAGAACACUGUCCAACCAUCUCGUCCUCUGUCGUCCCCUUCUCCUUGUGCCCUCCAUCUUCCCCAACAUCAGGGUCUUUUCCAGGGAGUCUUCUCUUCUCAUGAGGUGGCCAAAGUCUUGGAGCCUCAGCUUCAGGAUCUGUCCUUCCAGUGAGCACUCAGAGCUGGUUUCCUUAAGAAUGGAUAGGUUUGAUCUUCUUGCAGUCCACGGGACUCUCAAGAGUCUCCUCCAGCACCAUAAUUCAAAAGCAUCAAUUAUUCGGCCAUCAGCCUUCUUUAUGGUCCAGCUCUCACUUCCAUACAUCACUACUGGGAAAACCAUAGUUUUAACUAACCGGACCUUUGUUGGCAAGGUGAUGUCUCUGCUUUUUAAGAUGCUGUCUAGGUUUGUCAUUGCUUUUCUCCCAAGAAGCAGGUGUCUUUUAAUUUCGUGGCUGCUGUCACCAUCUGCCGUGAUCAUGGAGCCCAAGAAAGUAAAAUCUCUUACUGCCUGCACAGCUGGGUAGCAUUCGAAUAAUAUGUAACCUUUGGAAAACAAAAAAACCCCAACCUCUACCCCUGAAUUCCCCUGUCUUUCUCGUUGGCCCUGAAGGUUACCCCAAGGGACACCCAGAAGCAGAGAGUUACGAGGAAGACUUGAGGCACCUGAAGGAGAAAGUGUCCGCAGGAGCCGACUUCGUCAUAACGCAGCUGUUCUUUAGGUCGGAGACCUUCCUCAAGUUCUUGAAGGACUGCCAGGCUAUUGGUAUCACCUGCCCUGUCGUGCCCGGGAUAUUCCCCAUACAGGUGAGUUGUGUUUGGGUUCUGCUUAUGGGAUUCUCCCAUCAGGGCAUCUGGUUGGCCGCUCUGACAACAGGAUUCUGGACUAGAUGGGCCGUUGGCCUGAUUCAGCAGGGCUCUUAUAUUUGUUUUUUAAAAUAUAUACUGUAUUUUUCGCUCCAUAAGACGCACUUUGUUCCUCUUAAAAUCUAAGGGGAAAUAUCUGUGCAUCUUAUGGAGCGAAUGUGUGGUCUCUGGGGCUGGGGUGGGGGAACCCGGGCUUCCCCCCACCGCCAGCCCCACAAGCUCGGGGAGCAGUGGGAAGGUUGCUCCUUUCGCUGAAGUGUUUCCUUUCGCCUCUCCUGGUUUCAGUGAACUCUCCUGGCUUCAGCGAAAGGAACCUGAAGCCUCCGGAGCACAGUGGGAACUCCUGCUGCGCUCCGGAGGCUUCGGGUUGCCUUCACUGAAGGCGAAGGCAAUGUGGGAGAGGGAGAGCUCCGUUUCUCCUCCCGCUUCACUGAAGGGGCACUACGCAGAGAGGGGAGAUUUUUUUUUUCUUGUUCUCCCCCUCUAAAACAAGGUGCAUCCUAUAGAGCGAAAAAUACGGUAUAUAUACAGUGGAACCUUGGUUCUCAAACUUAAUCCGUUCCAAGAGUCCGUUCGACUUCCAAAACUAUUCGAAAACCAAGGCGCGGCUUCAAGUAGAAGCCGCGGCGGACAUUUGGCUUCCGAAAAACGUUCGAAAACCAGAACACUUCCGUGUUUUUGGCAUUCGGGAGCCAAAACGUACGAGUAUCAAGGCACGAUUCUGUGUGUGUGUUGCAGUUUUUUUGUGCUUUUAACUUUUUGCUUUUUUUCCACUGCCUUGAGACUUGAAACAAUUGUAUAGAGGGUGAUUAAUAAAUUGAUGAUCAUGAUGAUCUGAGUAGGGCUGGGCGAUAUACAGUGGUACCUCGGGUUACAGAUGCUUUGAGUUACAAACUCCGCUAACCGGGAAGUGGUUGCUCCAGGUUAAGAACUUUGCCCCAGGAUAAGAACGGAAAUCGCGUGCCAGCAGCAGCAGGAGGCCCCAUUAGCGAAAGUACGCCUCAGGUUAAGAACCGUUUCUGGCUAAGAACGGACCUCUGGAACGAACUAAGUUCUUAACCCGAGGUACCACUGUAUCAACACAUCAUCCAAAGCCGGUAAGAAGUCCAUAUUGUGAUAUCGAUUUCAUAGCUUUUGACCUGGCAAUAUAUCGCGAAUCAUGAUGCGUGUUAGGGCUAGCCAAUACGUUGUCCAAAACCGGUUUCAAAGCAUGAUACCAGUUUCAUCAUUUUUGACCAGGCAUAUAUUGCAAAUCAUGGGGUGUGGGGAUGUGCUAUGCAAAAAAUGGCAACGCAAGAAAAACCAUGAAGCUGGCCAAUGCCUCUACAUAGUUCCAUUUUUAUUUCAGACAUUGUGAUAUAUCAGUAUAUUGCGAUGUUCAGAUGGGGAUGUAUUGCAAUGUUGAAAACCACAUGUCAGAAGCAGAAGUCCCAGCACAGGAAGAAUGGAUACAAAACCUUAUGGAAUAUGCAGAAAUGGCGAAACUUACUGGCAGAAUAGGAAAUCAAGAUAACAUUUUUAAAAAUAAUGGAAAUGGUUUAUUGAAUAUUUACGGAUAAAUUAUAAACAGACUGGCAGAGUUAUUGUAAUAACCUGCAGUUUUAUAGGAGUAUAUAUUUAAAGAAGAUGAAUAAAUGAGCAAAUUUAGUUGAUUUGGAUAUGCAGAAGAUGUUAAAAAUAAAUUUAAGGAGCCACAGAAAGAGGGGGGGAAGGAAAUCAAGUUCUGAACUUUCAAAAUGAUUGUAAAAUCAGUGAAAUGUAUAAAAUUUGUGAAAUGUAUAAAUUUGAAAAGAAUGGAUGGAUGGAUGAAUAAAUAAAUAAAUACCAAGCAUUGUCCAGCCCCAACUGAGAACAGGGCUACCAUUCGAUCCAACCCAUAAUUUCUCUCUCCCCCCCCCCCCGCCUUCUCUGCCGUAGGGCUAUCAUUCCUUGCGCCAGCUUGUGAAGCUUUCGAAGCUGGAGGUGCCGCAGGAGAUCAAGGACGUCAUAGAGCCCAUCAAGGACAACGACGCGGCAAUCCGGAACUACGGCAUUGAGCUGGCCGUCACCAUGUGCCGGGAGCUGCUGGACAGCGGCCUGGUCCACGGCCUGCACUUCUACACCCUGAACCGGGAAGUGGCCACCAUGGAAGUCCUCAAGCACCUGGGUCUCUGGAAGGAGGACCCUAGGUGAGCACCUCCAUUUUUUCUCCUAUUACUAAGAGAGCCAAUCUUCGUAAAGCAGGUUACAAAAGUUAACUACCGUAUUUUUUGCUCCAUAAGAUGCACCUGACCAUAAGACGCACCUAGUUUUUAGAGGGGGAAUGCAAGGGAAAAAAUAUUCUUUAAAGGGAGCACUGAGCAGAGCCUGUACGCAUCCCAGGCUCUGCUCAGCGCUCCCUUUCACAAGCCGCGUGGAGCAAGCGUGCAGCGUUUGCAGGCUUUUCCCCAAGGAGGGCUGCCCCUCUCUCUCCUCGGGGAAAAGCCCCCAAGAGCCGCACACACGCUCCGCGCGGCUCUUUAAAGGGAGUGCGGCUCUUGCGGGCUUUUCCAGGAGGUGGGGGAAAGGACAGACCGUGACUAAGCCAGAAGCUAGAACAGCGAGAGGGAGCGCUGCACAGCGAUCCCUCUGGCUGUUCUGGCUUCUGGGAUAGCUACGCAGCCUGCAUUCGCUCCAUAAGACGCACAAACAUUUCCCCUUACUUUUUAGGAGGGAAAAGGUGCGUCUUAUAGAGCGAAAAAUACGGUAGCUCGCAACAUCUUUUUUUUAAAAAAGUAGAACCAACUUAUUUAAUUGUGUUGACACUGUGGGUUAAACCACAGAGCCUAGGACUUGCUGAUCAGAAGGUCGGUGGUUCGAAUCCCCGCAACGGGGUGAGCUCCCGUUGCUCGGUCCCUGCUCCUGCCAACCUAGCAGUUCGAAAGUAUGAAGUGCAAGUAGAUAAAUAGGUACCGCUCCGGCGGGAAGGUAAACGCCGUUUCCGUGCACUGCUCUGGUUCGCCAGAAGUGGCUUAGUCCUGCUGGCCACAUGACCCGGAAGCUGUACGCCGGCUCCCUCGGCCAAUGAAGCGAGAUGAGCGCCGCAACCCCAGAGUCGGCCACGACUGGCCCUAAUGCUCAGGGGUCCCUUUACCUUUAAACAAUGCAAGUGCAGGAAUGGAAACAAACAAGAUUCCGGUCAAUAAUUGCACAGUUUUGCAAAGAUGCAUCGAGUUAUGACAGAGGUUUAACGAACAAUUGCUGUCACAAUCUGAAACAGAGUAUAUGCAAAUGGGAAAUAAAAAAGUAAAGGAGAGGGAGGGAGAAAAGGGGGGCGAGGAAAGAAGCCAGCAAAGUAAUAAGGAAAGGUAUCGAGUGGAAUCAGAGAACUGUACAGUUCGAAGAGACCCUGAGCAUAAUCUAGUCCAGGGGUCAGCAAACUUUUUCAGCUGUGGCCUGUCCACCAUCCCUCAGACCAUGUGGUGGGCCAGACUAUAUUUUCUGGGGGGGAAAUGAACGAAUUCCUAUGCCCCACAAAUAACCCAGAGAUGCGUUUUAAAUAAAAGCACACAUUCUACUCAUGUAAAAACACGCUGAUUCGCAGACUGUCCACGGGCUGGAUUUAGAAGGCGAUUGGGCCGCAUCCAAACCCCUGCAAUGCAGGAAUAUUCAGCUGUCCCAUAUGGGGAUCAUACUUGCAACCUUGACAUUAUCAGCACCACUAUCUACCCAACUGAGCUAUUUAGUGGGUGGACCCUUUUUAUUUAUAUAUUUAUGAUCUUUAAGAACAAUAUUCAUACACUCUCAACAGAAUUUCAAAAGGAUUAUAUCUAACCCCCCCCCGUCUGUCUGACCUGCCAGAAUUCUUUAAACAUUGCCCAUCCUUGGUAGAAUCUGUUUAUCAUCUUGUUGAACCCAAAGGAAUCCAUCUUGCCAUAUUCUUGACUAGCUUGUGGGAAUUGUUUCCAUGCUGGCUGCCGGGUAAGGGAAAUUCCAUCCUCUGCAGCCUUCAUGGAUGUGAAGGCUAGAAAUAUCUUUUUAAAAAAUUGGCCUUCUAGCCAGCAGACUGGCAGAAGAGGAGCAGAGAGGGUGAUUCUCUACCACCAGUUGCUUGGUGGCCCAGGCAAGGGUAGGCCAGAAAUUCCUGGUUGGACAGGCAACAGCACCUUGGAGAGCAGUCUAAGGUUUGGGUUAAGGACCACGGACAGCUCUCCUGCAAGUGGGGCCAGGCAUACAAGUUGUCUCAGCGAGAUAUUGCUUUGACCAGCAGACUCCACUGGCCUCCUCCAGUCAGCCUGUGCUAGGAAUGUGUAAUUCUCUGGAGCGUUCAGUCUCUCCCAACACAAAGACAGAACAGGCAAUCUCCAUGGAUGGGAGGUUAAUUCUGCUGUCUCUGUGCCUGCCACUGUUCUCUCCUGAGCUUAGCUUCUCCCAGUUAUGAGGCGUGCUCAAAACAGUCAUACAUCACCAGAGACGGAGAACUUUAAAGUGUUAAGAUCAGAAGGCGGAAAACAUGAAAAGAAUGAGAAGGAAUGAAGAUUUGAAGAUAUGCUUCAGAGGUCCAGACUAUGGGGAGCCUGGAAAAAUUAAUAAUUACAAUUUGGUCGUUUUUUUAUUGUAGUUUAUUGUUUUUAAUCAGAUUAUGAUGCGUAUAUGUUGAUUGGCUGUUUUUAUUGGAAAAUCAAUAAAAAUGAUUUUAAAAAAACAACAGUCAUACAUCAGGGUGCAAUUGAUUCUAUCUUACUUACAUGCUGUAAAAGUAAACCUCAUUUAUUCACUUGUGUAUAUAUCCCACUUUUUGCACACGAUUCCCCCCCCACACACAUUUAAUCCUUACAACAAUCUUGCGAGGUAGGCUAGGCUGAGAGACAGUGACCAGCCCAAGGUCCCCGUGUGAACUUCAGGGUUCAAGUGGGGAUUUGAAACUUGGCCUACCAAAUGCCAGUCCAACCACUACAACCACACUGACUCACUUGCUGGGUAUAAAAAUGAGCCAUCCCUUCAGCUUUUAAUUCAGGGGGAACAAAACACGUUUAAGCUACCGUGAAGUGUUGAAAAAGAUGCAGCACGCAAGUAUACGUGCAAAUAUUAUGUUUUAAUUUUCACUCCCUCCUUCUCCCUCCCCUGCAAGGCGUUCCCUGCCCUGGGCAGUCAGUGCUAACCCCAAACGGCGAGUUGAAGAUGUCCGACCAAUUUUCUGGGCCUCCAGGCCGAAGAGUUACAUCUACCGAACUCAGGAAUGGGAUGAGUUUCCUAAUGGCCGCUGGUGAGUGUGGCGGGGGGGGGGCAGGUGGAUGUAUCCCUCUGGAAAGAUCUGGUUGAACUGGGAAGUGAUGGGAGAUGUAUCUGAAUUAAAACAGAAGAUGCCAGAAAGAUGCAAUGGUUAUAGACCCGUUGAGGUAGUUAUAUAUAAUUUUUAUUAAAUUUUACAUUUCAAAAUAUUCUUUUAAACAACCUUAAAUCCGUGACAUCCCUUCUUCUCUUUCCGUGGUUCAUUUUGCAUACCAUACAUCCCUGCAUAUUUUGCAUUAAUUAAACCAUUCAGUAAUCCACUGUUACAUCCAUCGAAACUUACUUACACUGCUGAAUUCAUCUUAAUGCUGUCCGCACUUUUAAAUGAACACAAUUUUCACCCAAAUAUUCAGUAAACAUUUUCCAGUCUUCUCUAAACAUAUGUUCUUCUUGUUCUCUUAUGUUAAAUCUGCAAGUUGUGCACAUUUCAUCAGUUUAAGUUGCCAUUCUUCUUUGGUUGGGACCUCGCUCGUUUUCCAUUUUUGGGCUAACAAGACAUGGGCUGCAGAAGUAGCCUACAUAAAUAGCCUUUUUUGACACCUGGGAAUUUCCCUCUAAUAGACUAACUGAUAGGUUAAUGGAAUGACUUAUCUCUUGGGCCUAUUAAUUUCAGCGGGGCUACCCUGUGUAAAACCUAGUUGACUGAAACCCAUAGGGUUGUCUCCUCCCAAGUCCAGAAAAGACCCUAUACUUUCUGGGCAGAUUUCCUUGUUUCGUUCCCUUGUUUGAUUCAUUAUUUCAUGAAAUGGAUACACCACUUAAGUAUUAAAAAAAGCAAACGAGCCUCAAAGCGGCUUACGAAAAUGACAAAACAAUAAAAUUUAUCAGUAAGAAAAAUGUAACAGCAAUAAUGUAAGACUUUCAAGAGCUCAAGUUCACAACUGGUUAAAUCAGAUGGAAAUAUGCAUCAGUUUUCUAAACAUCUGGGCUUCACGAAUGUUUCUAGCACAGAGUACAGCGAUGGCAGCUGCCUGAUGUCAAUAGGUAGGGAGUUCCACAGUUUGGAACUGUGGAACACUAAAAGAUGGACUUCUUAUAACAGGGAUUACCGUAUUUUUCACUCUAUAAGGCGCACCAGACUAUAAGACGCACCUAGUUUUUGGAGGAGGAAAACAAGAAAAAAAAUAUUCUGAAUCUCAGAAGCCAGAACAGCAAGAGGGAUUGCUGCGCAGUGAAAGCAGCAAUCCCUCUUGCUGUUUUGGCUUCUGGGAUAGCUGCGCAGCCUGCAUUCGCUCCAUAAGACGCACACACAUUUCCCCUUACUUUUUAGGAGGGAAAAAGUUAGUCUUAUAGAGCAAAAAAUAUGGUAUGUGGUCCCUGCAACAGUUCUGCUGAUCGAAGCAGUCAAGUGGGUGAAUUGGGGGGGGGGCAUCUUGCCCGUAAGGGAGCUUGUUCCUGCCCCGCCCUAACACGCCUUCUCUCCCGCAACCCUCAGGGGUAACUCAUCCUCCCCAGCCUUUGGGGAGCUGAAGGAUUAUUACCUCUUCUACCUGAAGAGCAAAUCUCCGAGGGACGAGCUGCUGAAGAUGUGGGGCGAGGAGCUGACCAGCGAGGAAAGCGUCUUCGAGGUGUUCAGGUGUUACAUCGCCGGAGAACCCAACAAGGAUGGACACAAGGUGAGAGAUUCAGGGAGGACCCUGGCCCAUGAACCUCCACAUAGGGGGUGAACAAGUGUUGGCGUCCGGUCUCUGGAGUCCUGGCACAAGUCUCACAUACCCUCCAAUAUUUCUCCAAUGAAAAUGGGGGUGUCCUAUUCCGUUGUUGUUGUUGUUAUACCCCACCCAUCUGGGCGUCUUCCAACAUAAAUAUAUAUAGUGGUACCUCAGGUUACAUACGCUUCAGGUUACAAACUCCGCUAACCCAGAAAUAGUGCUUCAGCUUAAGAACUUUGCUUCAGGAUGAGAACAGAAAUCGUGCUUCGGCGGCGCGGCAGCAGCGGGAGGCCCCAUUAGCUAAAGUGGUGCUUCAGGUUAAGAACAGUUUCAGGUUAAGUACGGACCUCCGGAACGAAUUAAGUACUUAACCUGAGGUACCACUGUACAAAUAAAUUAUUGUUGUGGUUAACACAUGUGUGUGUCUGCUUGAGGUAUAACGGGGAAGGAAUUUUAAAAUUUAAGGGGAUUUGGAAUUAUGGGAGAAAGCUGCCCUCUCCCCUUUCCAAAAUAAUGAUAGUUUUUCUCCCCCCCCUCCCAUAGGUGACCUGCCUGCCUUGGAACGAUGACCCUCUGGCGCCCGAGACCAACCUUAUGAAAGAAGAGCUGGCCAAGGUGAACAGGAGAGGGAUCCUGACCAUCAAUUCCCAGCCGAAUAUCAAUGGCAAGCCCUCCAGCGACCCGAUUGUGGGCUGGGGUCCCGACGGAGGCUACGUCUUCCAGAAGGUAAGAUGCCUGGGGACAUUAUGCUCUUCUCCCCUUCCCUUCCCUCCCAUCUCCCAGUCCAAGCAGUUCCGUCCUCUUGCGUAGAUCGUAUGUGUUAACUUCAAGCUUGCGUUUUUGUGUGAAAGGAAGAACCACACUGCCUUUCGUGGCAAAGCUUUAGGCACUUCCGGGGGUCAGGCUGGAUGACCCCUGGGGUCCCUUCCACUCCACAGUUCUGUGAUUCCAAGUCGUGUGCUAUGGCAAAUUAGGAACGUAGAUUUGUUUGACAUGUGUAUAGGCUGCUGUUCAGGGUCCGGUUUCAGGAAAUGGUAUACAUCUCUCAGUAGGGAUAGGAACACAGGAAGUUAGUUGUCUUUUAACAUGAAGUCAUAUACAGUGGUACCUUGGUUCUCAAACGCCGAAAACCUGGAAGUAAGUGUUCAGGCGGCUAGUCCUAGUCUUUAUACCUUCUUCCAGAAGGUGGAAGCUGAAAGAGAUCAUUUCCGGGGUGGACACUAUCCUGCACUAUCUCUGCUGCGUUCUUGUGGCACCUGGCAGCAUAGAUUUGAUCCAAGGUGGGAAGAGUGCAGCCAGUUAUUCUCUCCACAGUCUUUACAACCCUGGACAGCAUUGUUUUUCCCCUGUUUUUCCCAAACCACACACACAGACCAUAAUGCACUCUCCAAAGUGCAAUGGUAAAAUGCCAUCAACAGGUCCUUUCAACCCUUCUCUUUAGACACUGGAACAUAGGAAACUGUGUUCUGUAUAAAACACAGUUCUGAAUAACUGUGUUAUUCAGGCCGUUGCUCUGUCCAGCUCAGUCGCAUCUAUAUGGACUGGUAGCAGCUCUCUGACGUUUCAGACCAGACUCUCUCCCAGGCAGACCUGGAGAUGCCGAGGGUUCAACCUGGUUCCCGAGGCCUUCUGCAUGCCAGGCAGGUGUUCUGCCACUGGGCUGUGGCUCCUCCCCUCAUCCUUUAGCUUGAAAGGUUGAUCUGUAGCUGUAACUUGGCCCAAGCAAUUCUCAAGCUGCAAGACGUAGCCAAGGCCCGCUAAAUCAAAGAAGUCUGGCCACUCGGUGCCAGCAGGUGUCAGAAGCAGUAGAGGGAAAGAAAGAUUCCCCACCUCAGAAAUAUUGAAGUGUGGGGACAGGGCGGGGUGUGUGACAAGCCCCUUACAAUGAGCGAGUCAAUUGUGGAGGGAGCUGUGAUCCUCAGCGCCAGCUGGCUACAAAGCAAGCGGUGGGGUGAUUAAGCAAUGCUAGCAGGGGGCUAGCAGAUCUGUGUUUGCGAGACAAAAGGCUGCAGGGAUGCGGAUUUCAAAAGCUCUCAUUAUGAGCCCAUGGGGCGCUGUGUCACCGGCCCCCAUUAAAUGGGGACCCCCGCUGCGAAAUUGCUCCCCUCCCAGUGAGCCACCAGAGUGCUUUCGAAAGCAGCCUCUUGAUCUUCACCACACACCCCUUCCCCCUUUUUUAAAACUCUGACCACAAUGAGAAAUCCAGUCUAUCCAGUUUACCUUUCCGAUGAAACAAAAAAAGCAUUCCUAAUAAUAUCCAGGUUUUGGAUCAACUUUUUCAAUUAUUAUUAUUUUUUGGUACCGUCUCCCUUCUCUCUUAAUCCAAAUAAGAUUAAGGUCAAGUGAGACUUUUGCUCAGUGCCCCAAAGCUAAUCCCAAUGUGAACUGGGGGGUGGGGUGGGAAGGAGGGUCUUUUUCUUCAGAGAGGCAACCGGCGUUGCUGUUUCUACGCUGCUCUGCUCCACAUGGUAGCAGAAACACUGAAGUAGAGCAAAAUUGAUUUAACACAAUCACAGACCAAUAAAGGGACAGCCAAGCAGUACUAUUGUAAUAGUAAAAUUUAAGGUCUCAUAUAUAUAUAAUAAAUGUUCAUAAAUGUACCAACCAAGCACGUACAUAGAUCAGCACAGGAAGACUGUCCUGAAACCAUUUUGACUCCCAAACUGACCAAAUGUUUUUUUUGCAAGGAGGGAAAGCAGGGAGCCUUCCCAUUGUCUCAGGAAUUGGGAAAUCACCACCUCAAAGGAAUGGCCAGACUACCAGGAAGGCAAUCAGAUAAGGCAUUAUCAGAUAACCUGGCAGACAGGAAAAACAACAGCAUUCAAAUUUCUGUUGUAGACCACCUUUUCUGUGUUGUAUGUAUGAUGUAUGGAGGGGUGGUCUUGAGUGACAGGGCAGGGAAUUUAAAAUGUCUAUAUAAGGCCUUGCACGCCAUUGUUCUGGGUUCCCUAUUAGGGACUUUGUCUUCUUUCCAUCUCUGGGCCAGUAACAACCGGGUGGCUGUCGUCGCAUACAUAAAAAGUAUUUCCUGCUCCCUUGGAAUAUCGGCACCUACAAUUCCUAAUAGAAAAACCUCUGCUCCCACCCCCCCCAAAGUUAAUUUAAACAUUUAAAUUGUGCCAUUGCUGGGAUUCUUUGGUGUCAACACCUCCUCUCUCGACUCCUUCCAGGCUUACCUGGAGUUCUUCACCUCCAGCGAGAACGUCAGAGCCCUCCAAACUGUGUUGAAGAACUACGGCCAGCGAGUGAAUUACCACAUUGUCAACGUCAAGGUGCGUCCUUCCUCAGUGCCAGAUUACCAAAUAGACAGACUGGGCACUGGCCUAUGAGCCUAGGGGCCCCUCAACAUCGGAUCAAAAUAAUAUUGAUUUGAUCUUGGGGGGAAAAUAGGGGAUCAUUUGUGAGGGGCCCUGCGAGAUUCUGACUGCCUAGGAGACUCCACUGGGUUUAAUCCGCCACUGGUCCUUCCUCUGGUAGGCUGGCAGUGAAAACGUUUCUGUGGAAACUUGGGGUGCUUGGACUGAGAGCGGAUGUGGGGAGCAAACCCUCUGCUUGUGAUCUCUGGAGAAUAUUAUGAGAAUUGUUCAGCCUCUGCUAGGACAAUUGGUUUUGGGUUUAUGGCCCCUCCUUGUGGCCCAGCUUCAGUGCCUACUGUUUAGCCAGAGAAUCUGAUCAGCUGCGAAUAUCAUUCCCUGGAGCUUUCUGGUUUACUUCACCCAGCUGGAUGCAGGGAGGAAUGAUGAUGAUGAUGAUGAUGAUGAUAAUAAUAAUAAUAAUAAUAUAUUAUUUAUACCCCACCCAUCUGGCUGGGUUUCCCCAGCCACUCCUGGCGGCUUCCAACAGAACACUAAAAUACAACAACCUAUUAAACAUUAAAAGCUUCCCUAAACAGGGCUGCCUUCAGAUGCCUUCUAAAAGUUUGGUAGUUAUUUUUCUCUUUGACAUCUGGUGGGAGGGUGUUCCACAGGGCAGGUGCCACUACCAAGAAGGCCCUCUGCCUGGUUCCCUGUAGCUUUGCUUCUCGCAAUGAGGGAACCGCCAGAAGGCCCUCGGCGCUGGACCUCAGCGUCCGGGCAGAACGAUGGGGGUGGAGACGCUCCUUCAGGUAUACUGGGCCAAGGCCUGUUCAGUUGGGCCUGGGAUCUGUAAAAAAGAAAAAGAAAAAAAGUAAAGUACCUCUGGACGGUUAAGUCCAGUCAAAGGCGACUAUGGGGUUGCGGAGCUCAUCUCGCUUUCAGGCCGAGGGAGCCGGUAUUUGUCCGCAGACAGCUUUCCGGGUCAUGUGGCCAGCAGGACUAAACUGCUUCUGGUGCAAUGGGACACCGUGACGGAAACCAGAGCGCAUGGAAACGCUGUUUACCUUCCUGCCGCAGCAGUACCUAUUUAUCUACUUGCACUGGUGUGCUUUCGAACCGCUAGGUUGGCAGGAGCUGGGACAGAGCAACGGGAGCUCACCCCGUGGUGGGGAUUCGAACUGUCAACCUUCCGAUCGGCAAGCCCAAGAGGCUCAAUGGUUUAGACCACAGCGUCACCCGCAUCUUGAGAUCUGUACAGGCCUGGCAGCAAGUUAACAGGUGUAUGCAAAACCGUGAUGCAGCUGUUUCCAGGCUGCAUGCGCCCCAUUUCUUUCUCUUCCUUCUAAACACCUUCCUGUUUCUAAACACCUUCCUGUUUCCCGUCGGUAGGGUGAGAACAUCACCAACGCGCAUGAAAUGCAACCCAACGCCGUAACGUGGGGCAUUUUCCCCGGCAGAGAGAUCAUUCAGCCGACGGUUGUAGACCCGGUUAGCUUCAUGUACUGGAAGGUAAGAGGGUUAUUGUCCCCUGCCCUGCCCCAAACACCCGGGAACCUCUUAGCCUGUUGGUACAGAUCUGGGGCUUUGGUAAAUUUCCGUGGAAAAUGUAUGUGAGCAGAAGUACAAGGUGCCAAUUACUAUUCCCUAGAACUUGUACCGGGGUACCUCUGCUCCUCUAAUAACAAGUUGGGGGUACAACCCCCACUUUUGCCUGCACAGGUUCAGUGAACUCAUAGGUCUGUAUCAAGUCAUAAGAACAUAAGAACCCGCUGGAUCAGAGCAGUGGCCCAUCGAUUAUGAUGGGUAGGCAAACUAAGGCCCGGGGGCCGGAUCCGGCCCAAUUGCCUUCUAAAUCCGGCCCAUGGACGGUCCAGGAAUCAGCGUGUUUUUACAUGAGUAGAAUGUGUGCUUUUAUUUAAAAUGCAUCUGGGUUAUUUGUGGGGCAUAGGAAUUCGUUCAUUCCCCCCCCCCCCAAAAAAAAUAUAUAAUCCAGCCCCCCUGAUGAUGAUGAUGAUUGAUUGAUUGAGUUUAUAUACUGCCCUAUACCCGGAAGUUUCAGGGUGGUUCACAGACAAAUAUAAUCAGAAUAAAAACAACCACCCAAUAACACCCUACUCAGAAAAGAGCCACAUUUUAAAAGGGUAUAGGAUAAGUUUACCAGACGUCCCCGUUUCCUGGAGACAGUCCCUGGAUUUAAAAUCUGUCCUCUGACAAAAUCCUAUCAUUCCUAUUGAAAUUGAAAAGAGUCCCCGAAUUCAUUGGAAAAAACCUGGUAACCUUAGUAUAGGAUGUCAAACAGAUCAGCUAAAGGCCUGGUUAAAAAGGAACAUUUUUGCCUGGCGCUGAAAGGUGUAUAGUGAAGGCGCCAGGCGAACUUCCCUGGGGAGAGCAUUCCAGACAGGGAGCCACUGCAGAGAAGGCCCCGUUCUCAUGUUGCCACCCUCUGGACCUCUCAAGGAGGAGGCACACAAAGGAGGGCCUAAGAGGAUGAUCUCAGGGUCCGGGUGGGUUCAUAUGGUCACAUCUAGUCACAUUGGCUAAGCAGGUGCCUCCAAGGGAAGCCUGCAGGUCCUUUUCUGAAUGCUAAGGGCCAUAGCUCAGGGGUAGAGCAUAUGCUUUGGAUGGAGGAGGGCCUCAGGUUCAUUUCUCAGCACCUCCAGGUAGAGCUGGGAAAUGUCCCUGUUUAUGCAACACCAGAGAGCCACUGCCAGUUAGUAUAGGCAGUGCUGAGCUUGACGGACUGAAUAGUCUGGCUCUGUCUAAGGCAGCUUCCGCCUGUAGCUCAGCGCAAGGGUAUCUGCUUUGCACACAGAAUGCCCCGAGUUCAGUCUCUGGCAUCUCCGGGUAGAACCCAGCCUGAAACCCUGGAGAGCCACUGCUGGCCAUAGCAGGCAACACGGAGCGAGUUGCGCCGAUAAGUCUGAGUCUGCAUAAUGCAGCCUCCUCCAUACGCUCAUUCCCUGAGAUCAUCCUCUGAGGCCCUCCUUCGUGUGCCUCCUUCUCGAGUUGUCCGGAGGGUUGCAACACGAGAACGGGGCCUUUUCUGCAGUGGCUCCCCGUCUGUGGAAUGCUCUCCCCAGGGAAGUUCGCUUGGUGUUUUCAUUAUACACCUUUAGGCGCCAAGCAGAAACGUUCCUUUUUAGUGCAGGCCUUCGGUUGAUCUGAUUGACAUCCUAUGCCCUUUUAAUAAAAAAAAAAUUAAUUAUUAUAUAUUUUGUGGUUUUAUAUAUUGAUUUUAUUCUGUGAACCACCCUGAGACCCCCGGGUAUAGGGCUGCACAGUGGUACCUUGGGUUACAUAUGCUUCAGGUUACACACUCCGCUAACCCAGAAAUAGUGCUUCAGGUUAAGAACUUGGCUUCAGGAUAAGAACAGAAAUCGGGCUCCAGCGGCACGGCGGCAGCAGGAAGCCCCAUUAAGUACUUAACCCGAGGUACCACUGUAUAUAAAUUCAAUAAAUAAUAAUAAUUCGUUUCCCAUAGUUCCUCUUGCUCUCCCACCCCCACCCUGAGUUGUUUUUAAGUGUGACCCACUUCUCUCUCUCUGCCCCCCUCGGACAGGAUGAGGCCUUUGCCCUGUGGAUCGAGCAGUGGGCCAAGCUGUACGAAGAGGAGUCCCCCUCUCGCAUGAUCCUCCAGUACAUGCACGACAACUAUUACCUGGUCAACUUGGUGGACAACGACUUCCCCCUGGACAGCUGCCUCUGGCAGGUCUUGGAAGACAUGCACACGCUCUUGAACUGUCCGGCAGAACCGUGAACGGGAGAAAAGGCACGCAACCUCCCAGAUUUGGCUGGCAGCAUGGUCAAAAACCUUAGGGAUGCGAGGUUGGAACCACAGUGGCCCAGACACUCCUCUAGGGGGCGCCGUUGGCUGAAUUUUCCCCCCAUUGCCUUCAAAGCGGGAGGCCGGUUAAGACAGGCACAUCUCCCUUCUGAUCCAAAAGACUCUGAGGAUGUUUUCGAGCCCUUCUUGGGUUAUUACAAUCCCUUUCCCCCUUAUACUAAUGGCAGCUAGAAAUCCUUAUCCCCUCCACCCCAAAUCUCUGUCUGGCCCACCCCCCUUGUUUCUGGGUUGCACUCUAAAAAAGAAAGCUUUCAGCUGCUGCUUCAGUGCACACCCUCUGAUCGAUGGGACUGAUGGCUUCACAAGCCUCUAGUUCAGAACUGGAGUUGCAGAAAAUCAGGAUGAGCACAACCCCCUGCGACGCAACUGCCCUCCUCUGGGGAGCCGCAAUGUGUGGCCGGCUAUUUAUUUUGUUUUUAUUUUAUUAUAAAGGCGCAGGAUCGUGGUCUUCUUCCUGCGUCUUCUCGUUUUCUCUUGCAGGGGAGGGGGAAGUAUUUAAAAUGCUUGUAAAGGGAAGGAGAGAAGUGAAAUCGAAAUGAAAUAAAAUGUAGUUGAUGCCUA
Podarcis lilfordi (Lilford's wall lizard) is the source of this 36921-nucleotide messenger RNA. The record is from the annotation of a GenBank genome assembly. Lineage: Eukaryota; Metazoa; Chordata; Lepidosauria; Squamata; Lacertidae.